AUGGGUUGCGGCAUGAGCACGGAGGAGAAGGAGGGCAAGGCCCGGAACGAGGAGAUCGAGAACCAGUUGAAGAAGGACCGCAUGCAACAGCGCAAUGAGAUCAAGGUGUUGCUUCUGGGUGCUGGUGAAUCCGGAAAGUCGACAAUCUUGAAGCAGAUGAAGCUCAUCAACGAAGGCGGCUACUCGCGCGACGAGCGCGAAUCCUUCAAAGAGAUCAUCUUUAGCAACACAGUUCAGUCGAUGCGCGUCAUCCUCGAGGCGAUGGAGUCCCUGGAGCUGCCACUGGCGGACUCUAGGAUGGAGUACCACGUCCAGACCAUCUUCAUGCAGCCGGCACAGAUCGAGGGGGAUGUGCUGCCGCCUGAGGUUGGCAACGCCAUCGAGGCGCUUUGGAAGGAUGCCGGUGUCCAGAGCUGCUUCAAGCGGUCCCGGGAGUACCAACUCAACGACUCAGCGAGAUACUACUUCGAUAAUAUCGCUCGUAUCGCUGCGCCGGACUACAUGCCAAACGACCAGGAUGUCCUACGGUCGCGUGUCAAGACCACUGGUAUCACGGAGACGACCUUCAUCAUCGGCGAGCUUACCUACCGCAUGUUCGAUGUUGGUGGCCAACGAUCUGAACGGAAGAAGUGGAUCCACUGCUUCGAGAACGUCACCACCAUCCUAUUCCUGGUCGCCAUCUCCGAGUACGACCAGCUUCUGUUUGAGGACGAAACGGUCAACCGUAUGCAGGAAGCCCUCACCCUCUUCGACUCGAUCUGCAACUCGAGGUGGUUCAUUAAGACGUCAAUCAUCCUCUUCCUCAACAAGAUCGACAGGUUUAAGGAGAAGCUUCCCGUCAGCCCGAUGAACAACUACUUCCCUGACUACGAGGGUGGCGACGACUACGGCGCGGCGUGCGACUACAUCCUGAACCGCUUCGUCAGCCUGAACCAGCACGAGAGCAAGCAGAUCUACACACACUUCACAUGUGCAACUGAUACAACACAAAUCCGCUUCGUCAUGGCGGCAGUGAAUGACAUUAUCAUUCAGGAAAACCUCCGUCUCUGCGGCCUCAUCUGA
Molecule: messenger RNA, 1062 nt
Organism: Chaetomium globosum CBS 148.51
Lineage: Eukaryota; Fungi; Ascomycota; Sordariomycetes; Sordariales; Chaetomiaceae
Product: guanine nucleotide-binding protein alpha-1 subunit
Exons: 4
Coding region: 1-1062 (353 amino acids)
Biological process (GO): G protein-coupled receptor signaling pathway
Cellular component (GO): heterotrimeric G-protein complex
Molecular function (GO): GTPase activity; GTP binding; G-protein beta/gamma-subunit complex binding
Source: RefSeq, a predicted model, not a curated record